Messenger RNA from Guillardia theta CCMP2712, 675 nucleotides. RefSeq lists its product as hypothetical. The record is from RefSeq and is a predicted model, not a curated record. The transcript has 9 exons. Lineage: Eukaryota; Cryptophyceae; Pyrenomonadales; Geminigeraceae. Bases 15 to 647 code for a protein of 210 amino acids. Gene Ontology annotation, cellular component: endoplasmic reticulum.
ACGGUGGAAUAAGAAUGGCACGUAUCCUGCUCGUGUCAACCAUAGUCCUCGUCCUCGCGAUCGCCGUCCCCUUCCUGACCCCGAAAACUGUGUUCGAUGAGAAGAAACUGGCUGAGAUUGCAAGGAAAGCACUGGCCAAAGAGUCUAAGAAUGCAACUCGCAUCAUCAACAACGUCAUCGACCUGAUGCGAAAAGAGUAUCCGGACUACAUCGAGAAAGGCGACAAAUGGCUGUUCAACAAUGCAGGAGGAGCCAUGGGCUCCAUGACAGUCUUGCACGCCUCCUUCUCCGAGUACGUCAUCAUCUUCGGAUCGGCCAUCGGCACUGAGGGGCACACGGGGAGGUUCUUAGCGGAUGACUGGUUUACCAUCCUGUACGGCGAGCAGUGGGCGUACAAGGCAGGAGCUAUCGAGCGCGAAGUCUACAAGCCUGGUGACCAGCACCACCUGCCCUUUGGAGUUGCCAAGGGCUACCGCAUGCCUGAAGCGUGCUGGGCGCUGGAGUACGCCCGGGGCAACAUCUUGAGCAUGAUGCCGUUCGGCAUCUUUGACACUUUCUCGAGCACUCUUGACUUGUGGACCCUGUGGGAGACUGUGGAGGUUUCAGGGACUCAGAUGAUAAAGAACCUUCUCCGCGGAAAGAUCUAAGCUCUGCUUCCUCGCUUUGCGGUGGUCU